This is a messenger RNA of Camelina sativa (false flax), 733 nucleotides long. Lineage: Eukaryota; Viridiplantae; Streptophyta; Magnoliopsida; Brassicales; Brassicaceae. The record is from RefSeq and is a predicted model, not a curated record.
CUCUCUCUCUCUCUUACCAGAAUGUGGUGUACCAAUUGAUUAUCGGUCGGGUUAAAUCGGUUAUUGAACACUCACGUGAUUGCAAUCAGGCCGUCUUGAUUUAUCUGGUUCAUUUCAAUAACCGGUUUAACCUUUCUGUUAGACCCAGAUAUAAUAAAAAGCUCAGAGGCGCGGAGCCAAACUUUUCAAUUCCACGAAACCCCGAAGAAGAGAACCUGUGAAGUCUCCGAGAGAAGAAGUUGAAAUUCUCCAGUAAUCGUGAGAGAUUCUCAAGUAAGGAACGCGCAAAUGGUGAUUGCUGCUUCGCGAGAGGAAGAGACGAUGGAACUGGUUGGGGGAGAUAGUACUCUCGAGCGAUACGAGAUUGUCGAACUGAUCGGCGAAGGAUCUUUCAGUAAAGUUUACAAGGCUCUUGACAAAAUUACUGGUGAAUAUGUGGCUCUCAAAAAGUUGAAGCUCGAUAGAUACAGAGAAGCAGAGAUAUCAGUGCCUGAAAACGCCAAAAGAGAGAUUAAUAUUCUCAAGGAAAUGAAUCACCCCAAUAUCAUAAACCUCAAAGAGGUUGUGGUGAACUCGAAAACUUCAGAUGAGCACAAAAGAGGAGUUUACUUGGUGUUCGAGUUUAUGGAAUAUACCUUGGAUCAGCUUGCCGACCAAGGAAUUUUAACACCUUGUCUGAUAAAGGUAUAUACAUAGCUUCUCUGACUUGUAUUUACAUAACUUGGAUCUUUUG